UUUUCUGCCAGAAGCCGCACAGCUGGCUGCGGUUCCUCCUGGCCAGCAACAUGGCCAAGACCCGUAGCGAUCACCUGCUAAACACCCUGGAGGAGCUGUUGCCCUACGACUUCGAGAAGUUUAAGUUCAAACUACAAAACAGCACCAUGGAGAAGGGCCACUCCAGGAUCCCCCGGAGCCAUAUACAGAUGGCCAGGCCGGUAAAGCUGGCCAGCCUUCUGCUCACCUACUACGGGGAGGAGCAUGCUGUCAGGCUGACCCUGCAGAUCCUGCGGGCCACCAACCAGCGGCUACUAGCGGAGGAGCUUCGCAAGGCCACAGGCCCAGAACAUGUAACUGAAGAAAAUAGAAUUGAUGGUUCUGCCCAGUCUCCUGGAGAGAUUAAGUCCACGAGUGUCCUGGAAGUGGAUGGGACAAGGCAGAGUGAAGAAGGCUUGGACAGCCUGCCGCCCAGCCAGUCUGAAGUGGGGAAGGGACCCCAGAAGAAAUCUCUGGUCCAAAGGAGGGAUCAGAGGGGCCCCGAGAGCCUGGAUUCAAAGACCAGGCCAGGAGCCAGGAGCACGGCCUCGCUCUAUAAGAGAAGCCUGGUCACCCAGUCCCCAGGGGACAAGGAGGACAAGACUGCAGCAAGCGCCCAGCUCCGCAGGAAUGCCAGCUCAGCGGGGAGGCUGCAGGGACUCAGCAACAACAUGCCAGUGAGGAGAGAAAGCAAGAAAGCUGAAGUGUAUUUGCCUUCAGGAAGGAAGCGACCCAAAAGUCUUGAAUUUACCUCCUGUUCAAGAGAAGGCGAACCCCCAAAUUCAGAAACCCUCCUGAGUCAAGAGGAAACAAGCAACGGGAGUCUUCACGCGGCACCUACCCCCAUGAGAGCAGCUAUCUUGAACGGAGGGACGUCUGGGGCUCUAGAAAAGGGCACGGGGAAUCCAGAAUAUUCCACCGUCCUGGAUGAAGAAACAUUCAGGAAACAUUCCAAAACCUCAUUGAUUGGAGAGGAGAGAUGCCCUGUAUCCUGGGAGGAAAGUACAACUGGGAGACAAGAGACCUGCUAUGCAGAACUGUCCUUGUCACUAUGUGAAAAACCAGCCCAAACUCCAGAAGACCCAGCUUCUCAAGGAAGGUCACGGGACAAGGCUGCAUGUCCUCUUUGUCACACCCAGGAAGGGGACCUGCAUGGUGGCACCUGUGUGCAAAGUUCCUGUAGCUGUUCCAUUGCCCCAGGGGAUCCCAAAGCCUCAGGCAGAUGCUCACCAAUAUGCUUCCAAUGCCAAAGAUCACUUUCAGGAAAGAGCUGUGGAGCCCAGAGCCCCCCGCCCCUGCCACAGUGCCCACGCCACAUAAAACAGGUGCAGCUGCUCUUCUGUGAGGACCAUGGGAAGCCCAUUUGCCUCAUCUGCAGGCUGACUCAGGAGCAUCAAGGCCAUCGUGUGCGCCCCAUAGAGGAGGCUGCCCUGGAAUACAAGGAACAGAUCCAGAAACAGCUGGAGCGGCUGAGGGAGCUGAGGGGGAGUGCCGAGGAACGCAGAAAGACAGAGAACUGCCCGAAGCAAACAGAAACCCAGAAGCAGAGGGUUUCCUGUCAGCUUGAGAAGCUGUACCGCUUCCUGGAACAGCAAGAGCAACUCUUUGUGAGCUGGCUGCAGGAGCUAGGCCAGACCAUUGGCAAGGUCCGAGAGACAUAUGACACCCGGGUUUCCCGGGACAUUGCCCUCCUGGACGAGCUGAUUGGAGAACUGGAGGCCAAGCAAGACCAGCCAGAAUGGAAGCUCAUGCAGGACAUCAGAGUCACCUUGCACAGGGCUAAGAUGAUGACUGUCUCUGAGCCGUUGGCCACCCCUGCAGAUGUUAAAGAAAGGAUCUACCUGCUCUACCAGAAGUCAAAGUUUGUGGAGAAGAAUAUGCAGCAUUUCUCAGAAAUGCUGCGCACUGAAAUGGAGACACUCGGUGCUUCAGAUGCAGCCACAUGGGGAGGGCCCUGGCCUGGCAUAAUAAAAGGCCAGGGUUUGACUCCCGAAGGUCACCUAAGAUGUGAUGGUGGAAGCACACAGGACGGCGACAUCGUGCUUUAUGCAGAAGAGAAAGCUGGAGGGUCAGAACCUCAUGAUUACCUUCAGCCUCAGCUGUUUCAAGGCACACCUGAGUUGCAUAUGACCCUAUCUCAGAACAACAAAAGAAAACUUAGAUCUUUCCUGAAAUGGAAACCUUCCUUUUUCCAGAACUGAUUGGUGCUUAGGAACAUGUAG
This is a messenger RNA of Acomys russatus (golden spiny mouse), 2240 nucleotides long. It is a transcript of the gene Mefv, whose product is annotated as MEFV innate immunity regulator, pyrin. The record is from RefSeq and is a predicted model, not a curated record. Gene Ontology annotation, molecular function: zinc ion binding. The coding region runs from base 51 to 2219 and encodes 722 amino acids. The transcript has 9 exons. NCBI's taxonomy places the organism in Eukaryota, Metazoa, Chordata, Mammalia, Rodentia, Muridae.